CAAUGACUGAAACAAAUAAAAGGACAAAAGAAACCAUCACCCUCCCCCUACGUAGCCAUCUCUGCGAAUCACAUCACAAAGUCAAACCAUGUCACAUAAUCACCAGACCGUAUCAUACAUCAUCACGAAGCUAACAAUAUCUACAUGAGUUUUAAAAAAAAGAAAAACAAACAAAAACCAACCUUGACGCAUGAUCCAAUCUAUCAAUGACACCAGCAAAACUUGCCAUGAUAUUUCUGUCGUGUCGUAUUACACAAAAUACUUAAAAAUUAAAGAAGCAAGAUAACUGGCCAGGUUAUCAAGUUGGUGCUUGAGUACAAAAAUAAUCACUCCCUAAUCUUGUAAAUGCCCAAAUGCUGAAGCACAACCAACCACUUUUAUCAGCCUGUAAAGGUAAAAGAAAUAUAAACCCUCUUCAGUAAUGAUUGGUCAUGGGAUUGCACUUGGGUUAUCUCCCAUGACACUAGUCCUUGCAAGGUUGUUUAUGGAAGACCCACAGUCACCCAUGCAUACCAGCGUCCCCUCUCCGUGCCAGUGAUGUUACCCAGGGGAAAGGGAAAGGCUGAUACAGCUUGGCACCAGUGAUGUUGCAACUCAUUUCUACAGUUGAGUGAACUGGAGCAACGUGAAAUAAAGUGUCUUGCUCAAGAACACAGCACACAGCCCGAUGUGGGAAUCAAACUCACUACCUCAUGAUGAGUGUAUGUGUGUGCUUGCACAUGUGUAUGUGAAAGAGAAAGAGGGUGAGAAAGAGAGAUAGAGUGAGUUAGUGAAGGUGUCUGUCGUGCUGAUUGACGUAUUUGUACGUAGUCUGUUUCUGAGAGUUGUUCUAUUGGACCUCUGUCUAAUCAUUAAAACAUUGAUUUAAUUAUUAACAUAGAAAGAAUUUAUACAUUAAUCCCUAUUUUUGUAAGCAGUUGUAUCCGUAAAAAAUUUAUUUGCAUAGAGCAGAAAUUGAAAGAAGAUAUACGAAAUGGACAUGUGUGUUUGUGUGUAUGUGUGUGUGUGUAUGUGUGUGCGUGUAUGCGUGCUUGCGCAUGUGUAUGUGAGAGAGAAAGAGAGAUAGAGUGAGUGAGUGAAGGUGUUGUGAUGAUUGACGUCUUUUAAGGUACACACAUACAUAGAAAAUGUGAGGUCGUCGUAUAAAAUGUUCAUGAUAGCUGAUUUAUGGAAAAGAUAAUGUUAAAUUUUUGAAAUGCAAAUAUGUGAAUGAAAAUUAAGUUCACACCUCUACAUGGUCGCUAGACCUGGUAGAAAUAGCAGCCAAAUCUCCCUCAAAACACCCUACUGUCUUAAUCCGACAAUUCUGCCUAUUAUGUAGUUUGAAUGAGAAACUGUAACUAGAGAUUAUUAACCUCACAAAGAGGUGAAAGAAGAGAGACAGCAUAGUGAAAGUUUUGCAACCGAAUAAUUAUCAUAUACAACCUACGUGAGCUUUGAACCUCUCGUCGCCAGAUGCUGUAAUGUGGUUUGUAUCCAAUAUAGUUGAACCACCACUAUUAGGAUAAUGGCCUACAAUACAUGGUACCAGUGUGAUACAAUAAGAUAAUGCAGCAACAAUAAGAAUGUAACUAUCUCUCACAAACCAACAAUAAAUAUUCCAAAUUUACAAACCAACCCACACUUUCCAACACGAACCAUAUAAACUCUCUCAGUUCAGUCCAUUCCUCACAAGAGGGUAUCUUGACUCUCAUGUUGGUGGUGGUAAAGACAAUGGACUGCACCCCCUUUGGGAUGUUUUUUGUUUGUUUUUUUUACAGGAACCCACUAUAUCGAGUGCAGAGAUUCCGAAUCUGCAUUUCAAAUGCAAGGAUUCAAAACAUUAAACUUUCCACACCACAUGGCAAUCAAGGCAGAUCAUCAUUUUCUUGUGUUCUUCAAAGACAGUUCAUUGAAAGCUCUAAGUCGGGAGUCCCUGAAACUUUUUUGACCAGUGAUCCUUUUAUGGAAUCCUUGAGCCCAGCCAUCAACAUAUUACUCAAGGCCAACUGCGUCAAUCUUACCAGUUUUGAAGGCAGAGCUCUUGCCUUUCGUCUCAGAAGGAAUGCAAAAGCCAAGGAUACAGCCCCCUUUGUCCAGCCAAAUUGUUCAUCACGAGGUCUUUACCCAUCACUACACUGCCGAUAAUAGCUAAAAUUCGAAAAUAUUGUGUACUAACUCAGCACGUGAAUUAGAACCGGAAGCACGAAAGCAGCAAUUUACUCCACAUGUUCAGUCGAACCAAACUGAUAUAAGAUGUAUG
Octopus bimaculoides (California two-spot octopus) is the source of this 2242-nucleotide messenger RNA. RefSeq lists its product as uncharacterized. The record is from RefSeq and is a predicted model, not a curated record. NCBI's taxonomy places the organism in Eukaryota, Metazoa, Mollusca, Cephalopoda, Octopoda, Octopodidae.